CUCAGUUCAAACGUCCUUGUUUAUGACGAGGGCAAAACGGGCAAGACGAAAACCUCGCGAUCUCCGCCUCCAGGCAGGCAGGCAGCCCAUCCGCCCGCCCUCCCGUCUUCCUUCCUCCCCGGCUUCCCGCACACACUGACCCACCUACCUCCGCCUCGCCCACCUCUAAAAUCCCCCCACCGACCCCCCGCGGCCCAACCAAACCCGCCCACUGAUUCGCGAGGCGCGGUAGCGAGGGGCGAGGCCGCGCGCAGCCAUGGACUUCCUGCAGGGGCAGAGCACCGAGACCAUGGUGGCCGUCGCCGUCGCCGUCGUCGCGGUCGCCGCGGGCGGCGCCUUCCUCCUCCUCCGAUCCGGGAAGCCCAAGGGCUGCUUGGAUCCUGAGAACUUCAAGAAGUUCAAACUUGUUGAAAAGAAGCAGAUAAGUCAUAAUGUCGCUAAGUUCAAAUUCGCUCUUCCAACUCCAACUUCUGCAUUGGGCCUUCCAAUUGGUCAACAUAUCAGUUGCAGAGGACAAGAUGCUACAGGUGAAGAAGUAAUCAAGCCUUAUACCCCUACUACCUUGGAUUCUGAUCUUGGAUAUUUUGAGCUUGUCAUAAAGAUGUAUCCUCAAGGGAGAAUGUCCCAUCAUUUCCGUGAGAUGAAAGUUGGUGAUUAUUUAUCCGUGAAGGGACCUAAGGGUCGUUUCAAGUACCAAGUUGGCCAAGUGAGAGCAUUUGGAAUGCUGGCUGGUGGAUCAGGCAUUACUCCAAUGUUCCAAGUUGCCAGAGCAAUUCUUGAGAACCCUAAUGACAACACCAAGGUUCACUUAAUCUAUGCUAACGUCACAUAUGAAGACAUUCUUCUGAAGGAAGAGCUGGACAACAUGGCCAAAACCUAUCCUGAUCGAUUUAAGAUCUACUACGUUUUGAAUCAGCCUCCUGAAAAUUGGAAUGGUGGUGUUGGGUUUGUGUCCAAGGAAAUGAUCCAAUCUCACUGCCCAGCGCCUGCUGAUGACAUUCAGAUCUUGAGAUGUGGUCCUCCUCCCAUGAACAAGGCAAUGGCAGCACACCUUGACGAGCUCAGCUACACAAAGGAGAUGCAGUUCCAGUUCUAAGCAACGCUGAGCUCGCAAAUAAUAAUUGGUGAUCGGCAUGGUUCUUUGGUUAGGGGAACGGUUUCUGACCGUUUGUUGACAUUAGGAAUUCAGGAUUGCAUGAUCAUUUAGUAUUGCGACUGCAACUUUUGCGAUCCCCAUUUUUUAGGGCUAAUGUUAUCCCCCUCGAGGGAAAGCCCACGUUGGCAGAGACUCCAUUGUUACUAUUAUUGAUUUGAAAUGUGUAACAUUGGAUGCUAUAAGAAACAUCACAUUACCACAGAUGAGCAAUGCAGGGGACCUUGUACUUUUGGAA
This is a messenger RNA of Panicum hallii, 1391 nucleotides long. Its product is annotated as NADH--cytochrome b5 reductase 1-like. The transcript has 9 exons. Gene Ontology annotation, biological process: electron transport chain. Bases 257 to 1096 code for a protein of 279 amino acids. Lineage: Eukaryota; Viridiplantae; Streptophyta; Magnoliopsida; Poales; Poaceae. Gene Ontology annotation, molecular function: cytochrome-b5 reductase activity, acting on NAD(P)H. The record is from RefSeq and is a predicted model, not a curated record.